UUGUAGAUAUAUUUUUAUAGUGAAAAUUGCGAUAACAUUACAAUAUGGAUGUUCGAAAAAAUAAUAUAUGGUUAUGUUUGUGAACCCAUGAGUACCUAUAGACCCGUGUUUAUCUAUUUGAUUGGAUUUUUACUUCUAAAACUCAUCAAUAUUUUAUAAGUUUUUUAAUGGUACUUGCAUUGAAAACGUGUUUAGAGAAAUCCAACCCAACCUAAUCCAUUGAUAUCCCUAGUUAACAUAGUUAGUACUCUAAUAUUGAAGACAGGCCCAUUGAGUACUUCAUUUAGUGGGUCACCAAAGUCGGGCUCGUGGGGUGAGGAUGGAACUAUUAUUGGGCUUGAUAUAUUGCCGACAUAGACCCUGAGAUAGCAUAGCACCGAAGCACCUGGCUGGAAGUUUUCCCACCGUUUGUUCAUCCCUGCAUCAUCAACUUAGUUCGAGGAGAGGCAAACCCGAUUCGUGAUCGAAUUCCCCUCCCCAGAAAUCCCUACCGGAGAUAAUGUCGUCUACCUUCAGCGGCGAUGAGACCGCACCUUUCUUCGGUUUCCUCGGGGCCGCUUCGGCCCUCGUCUUUUCAUGUAUGGGAGCAGCCUACGGGACGGCGAAGAGCGGCGUGGGAGUGGCGUCGAUGGGGGUGAUGAGGCCGGAGCUGGUUAUGAAGUCGAUUGUUCCAGUUGUUAUGGCUGGAGUGCUCGGUAUCUAUGGUCUGAUUAUUGCUGUUAUCAUCAGCACCGGGAUCAACCCUAAGGCCAAAUCGUACUACCUCUUCGACGGCUACGCACAUCUUUCGUCUGGAUUGGCCUGUGGUCUGGCCGGACUCUCUGCUGGCAUGGCCAUCGGCAUCGUUGGGGAUGCCGGCGUCAGAGCAAAUGCUCAGCAGCCAAAGCUCUUUGUUGGAAUGAUUCUGAUUCUCAUCUUUGCUGAAGCGUUGGCUUUGUAUGGUCUCAUUGUUGGCAUCAUCCUGUCUUCCAGGGCAGGUCAAUCCAGAGCAGAGUAAGUUCUGGAUUGGUUGUUUUCUUCCCAAAUACUUGGUAGCUGUGAGCUGGAUGAUAUUAUGCCCACCGAGGCUGUGCGAUAGUUGUAAAUCUAUUCCUCUCUAAACACUCAACUUCGCCAAACCCAUGGCUUAUUAUGUUGCAUUUGCUGGUUUUUUAUGACUGGAAGUAGAAUUAUCCCCCCUGGAAAUAAACACUGGUGUCACCUUCUCAUUGUAUUCUGUUCAAAUAAGUGUUCAUCUUCAUCUUGUCAAAUCUGUUUUUUCUGCCGUGCUUUUACCUUCGCUAUCGAGCAAGCUUGAAAUUUUAGCAAUGUCUGAUUGAGGCUUCCCUGGAUCUUUGGUCUAUGUGAUUGAUGAGUCUGUGCCAAUUCCAACUAGAGUAAAGGACAGCUUUCUUU
Molecule: messenger RNA, 1395 nt
Organism: Linum trigynum
Lineage: Eukaryota; Viridiplantae; Streptophyta; Magnoliopsida; Malpighiales; Linaceae
Source: the annotation of a GenBank genome assembly